Molecule: messenger RNA, 1751 nt
Organism: Bursaphelenchus okinawaensis
Lineage: Eukaryota; Metazoa; Nematoda; Chromadorea; Rhabditida; Aphelenchoididae
Source: the annotation of a GenBank genome assembly
AUGGGCACUUCUGACGGACUCAUACAACGAAUACGACGUUUCAUGACUAAGAGCGAAUACGAUACUCAAGCUACUGGUAAAUAUUGUAAGUUCUUGGUGUUUUACAUUUGACAAUUAUACAGAACGUUACGCAUGGGUUUUACUGAAUACCUAGUUCAAGGUUUUAUUACGACGGGAUAUCAGUUCUAUAAAUUAUAUUUUUAAAAUAAAAAUACGAUUCCAAUAGUAUAUUUCAUAAUAUUUUAGCUUCCGAACACAGAAACCGGCUUCGGAUUCGGCCGAAAAAGGUGGAGCGUCUGAAUCCGAAGUUUUCUGUCGUGUACGAUGAGCCGAGUACGUCUACAGAAAUUCCGUCAUCUACUUUGCACAACGACUUAACAGCUUGCCCAGAACCUUUUAAUCUACAUUAUUGUUACAAUCAAGGAGAAUGCGUGACAUCUCAUCACUUUAGGUAGGUUAUCUGCAAAUAUACUUGACUACUUUUGGUUUUAUCAUUAGUUUAUUAGGGUUAUUGUGGAAAUAAUCAUUUGUUUAUGGAUAAAUUUACGUUUAUUUUGAGUUUUUAGCUUCAAUGUCGCUGUUAGUCUUGGUUAGUUAAUAGAUGUACUAAAUUUGUAUACUAAAUAGUCGAUAAUGAUAAAGUGCAAGAUUGUUAAGCUUUAAUUACUCCAAAGGAUUUAUUUGAACUUUUGUUUUGAGAAAGUGAGAAGCCGGCGUCGUUCUUUGAGAUUUUUGGUCUGUCUACAACAAUGUCGUCUUUGUUCUACAGACGGCACUUGUCUGUAUUCGUUUAAUGCUUUCUUAAAAGGUUUUUUCGUUGAUAAGCAAGAGGAAAUAAUCAGAAGGAGUAUAAAAAUCAUUUUUGGGCAUAAAUAAGUUUUUUACGUAUUUUUUGACCAGUUACCGAGUUUUAUAUAUUACAAUUUUACAGUAUGCAUUAACUAUGUAGGGUCUGUUAUGUCAUUCUUACUAGUUUAAGUUAUUAUAUGUUGUUUUAGAUCCUUGAACAGCGUGGACGAUAUGUUUUGUCAGUGUAAGAAUGGCUACCACGGUGAGCGAUGUGAGUACUCGUUUAAUGGUGAUGUCUAUGGUCACGACCUCUUCCCUCCCGGCCCCAAACACCUACAGUACGAGUACGAAACAGAGCUACAGAACAACCGAGUGACAGCACCGUUCUCACUGGUCUCGAGUGCGGCGGCGUCACCGUUCCUGGUAAUCACGGUGCUACUGAUUGUUAUGAUGCUCAUCGUGCUCGUUGUGAUUUCAGUUGUUUGUUGUAGAAGGUAGGUCAUUUUUAGUUUUUAUAGUUAGUUACAGUAAGCAUUUAACAGUUUUUGUUGGUUUUUCGACAUUUAGUUGCCUUUCCUAUUUCAAUAUUACCUAAACUUUCGAAAAGAUCAUGUUUAUAUGUUUAUGCGGAUUAUGAGUGACGUUAUGUUGUCAGCGCAAACCGCCACUUUCUAAAGACAUGUCAUUCGGAUGUUUUAUAUCGACAUCUGUCCCGUUUAUUACCUAAAAUACAAAAGAAUAAUUUCAGAAAACCCGAAAGUCGGAGCUCCGAAAUGUUUUCGAAGGAAAGCGACGAAAAUACAGUAUCCGACGGUCUUUCCACAAUAUCUUAUAGUAAUCCCCCUUUCGUGCAGCCAUCUGAUGAGUAUCGGAUAUACAGGAGUACGGUAGAGUCGGAUACGGUAACAUCGGACAGUGAUUUCACUCCUACAAGUUCUCCCAUCAAACCACUGGUACGAUGA